Rotaria sp. Silwood1 is the source of this 435-nucleotide messenger RNA. The record is from the annotation of a GenBank genome assembly. NCBI's taxonomy places the organism in Eukaryota, Metazoa, Rotifera, Eurotatoria, Philodinida, Philodinidae.
AUGAACAACAAUUCUGAUCAUAUUAGUUCAAAUAAGGACGAUAUACCAACAGUCAAUUUUAUCAAAUGGCCGUUGGAUAUGGACGAUGAUGAAUUUCGAGCUGGUUAUCCAUUCACAUCCAUUUCAUUGAAAGAAAUAAAUGAGCAAAAUAAAACAUGGUGUGCUCAGUCAUUAACAUCUGAUAAUAGUGCUUUUGAAUCUGCUUAUUCAAAGAAUAAUGACUUCAAUAAAACAACAAAGGAAGACGACGAAUCCAAUCGUGUCUUAUUUCGUGAAUAUGAUAAACUCGUUAAACUUAAUUUAAAUUCGUCUAAAAUUCUCGAUGAUAAUAAUGAUUGUAAUGCAAAUAUAAAUCAAAACGAAGAUCAUUAUAAUAUUGUGAAAACCAAUAAUGAUAAUGAUAAGCAGAUCAAUCAAGCACAGCCAGCUAAAUAA